CUGAUGUAUUAUUGUUGUAUAAUUGUAAAACUAGGAGUCAUAACACUGCACCCGCGCAUCUCGCUAAACUUAAUAUUAUAGCUAACAAUAUUUGCUCUUUCUGUUAUAAUAACGAGAUCGCAGAUAUCUUUUUUAAAUGCCAAAACCAAAUAUUCAUUUUUAAUAGACUAAUAUUGGCAAGUGAAAUAAUGGAAAUUAGUGAUCCCUCCCGCCGCCAGUUGUGUGAUUUGCUCAAAAACAAAAAGUGUUAUAGUGCAUUAUAUAAAUACAUUAAAAAUACCGUGGGGAAGAUUUAAGAAAACAAGUGGAACGAUAGAAUAACAUGUGAAUUACUGACCGUAAAUAAGACUUGGCUUAAAGGUCUCGUUACCAGGCCAUAAAAUUAUUAAAAAAAAAAACUUGGAGUAACAUAUAAAUAUUUGUAUUUAAAGAAAGAAAACCUACAACCCAUGGUCAUAUUCUUUACGAAAGUCCUUUUACGUAUCUGAGAUUGAUAAGGAAAUCUUCAAAAAAAUAAUGGAAUCUACAGAACGCUUCUGUAAUGACAUGUUUGAUGAAAUACCCGGAAAAUGUAAGGAUGAUGAAUUGGAUGCAACAAAAAGCGUAACUUCUAUUACAAUGUCAACACCAAGUCAAAAUAAUCCUAGGGAAACCCAAGUUUUAUCACAAACAAGAAUUGUGGGUGAAGUAUGUCUGACUCCUACAAAUCGAUCAUUUACACCACAAAUUCUCAAUCCACAUUCCUCAAUGGUACCAAUUACCCCAUUGGCUAGUGCUGCCAGUCAAGUUAAAAGCAGUAUUAAAUUGCAAAAUUGUGUAGCAACUGUUAGUUUAGGAUGUGAACUUAACUUGUUAGACAUUUAUUGUCGGACUAGGUAUUCUGAAUACAAUCCAGCAAGAUUUCAUGGAGUGGUUAUGAAAAUUUUAGAGCCCCGGGCAACAGCUUUGGUUUUCAGAUCUGGAAAAAUUGUAUGCACAGGAGCAAAAAAUGAACAUGAUGCUUACAUAUCAACAAGAAAAUUUGCUAGGAUUGUGCAGAAAUUAGGAUUUCCGGUAAAGUUUUUAAACUACAAAGUUCAAAAUUUCAUUGCAACUGCAGAUUUACGAUUUCCCAUUAGAUUAGAAGCACUUCAACAAGCACAUGGCCAGUUUGCAUCUUAUGAACCAGAACUAUUUCCUGGCCUGGUAUAUAGAAUGGUGCGGCCAAGGGUUGUUUUGCUAAUAUUUGUUAAUGGAAAAAUGGUUAUUACAGGUGGCAAGUGUCGGUCUGAAAUCAACGAAUCAUUAGAUAUUAUUUAUCCUAUCCUUAGAAGUUAUAGGAAAAAUUAACAUAAUAUGAAUUAUGAUUGACAUGUUUUAAAAGGCAGGCUCUUACAAUUUAAAUUAAUUAAAAAUUCUUAGAUUAAAGCUUAUUGUAAUUUC
Messenger RNA from Pieris brassicae (large cabbage white), 1422 nucleotides. RefSeq names its product TBP-related factor. The transcript is spliced from 6 exons. The coding region runs from base 517 to 1329 and encodes 270 amino acids. Gene Ontology annotation, biological process: DNA-templated transcription initiation. The record is from RefSeq and is a predicted model, not a curated record. Gene Ontology annotation, molecular function: RNA polymerase II general transcription initiation factor activity; DNA binding. Lineage: Eukaryota; Metazoa; Arthropoda; Insecta; Lepidoptera; Pieridae.